Belonocnema kinseyi is the source of this 577-nucleotide messenger RNA. RefSeq lists its product as uncharacterized. The record is from RefSeq and is a predicted model, not a curated record. The transcript has 2 exons. The coding region runs from base 154 to 552 and encodes 132 amino acids. NCBI's taxonomy places the organism in Eukaryota, Metazoa, Arthropoda, Insecta, Hymenoptera, Cynipidae.
UGGCGCUACCCCCACUCUGACGAGGGAUAUAAGAGGAGCCCACAGACGACUCAUAAGGCAGAAUCCUCUUAACGAUCGGCUGGAGGAUGUUUCUAGAAUACUGAACAGUACAUAGAAGCAGAAUCAACUAGCCAAAUAGCUCCUGUUGAAACGAUGAAUAAAAAAAUACUUAAACUGGAGGUUAAUGGCCCCGUGCAGGUGGACAUUUAUCGAGGUAAAGACUAUGUUGGACAUGCCUAUCUAAUUCAUCCUGAUAUGAUUGCAGCGAGAGCUCGAUAUUUUCCUGGUAACCCAUAUGAGCAGAAUUACUACGCUAAAAUCCAAUUAUUUAAUCCAAAAUAUGAGGCAACGCGCAAAAUAAAUCAAUUCUAUGUACAUAACAAAUUUGAUCCCCGAACACUACAACAAAAUGCUGCUGUAGUUAAGACGGAUCAACCUUUUGACGUAUUUUAUAAAGAUGAACAAAGCGGCUUUAGAAGUCACUUCACACAUAAUGAAUUGAAGUUUUUGCAAGCCAUUGGAGAGAAGUAUCGCGGCAACUAUAAAUGUUGAUUCGCUAUUAUUUAUCAGUUAUUAA